This is a messenger RNA of Coregonus sp. 'balchen', 23866 nucleotides long. NCBI's taxonomy places the organism in Eukaryota, Metazoa, Chordata, Actinopteri, Salmoniformes, Salmonidae. The record is from the annotation of a GenBank genome assembly.
AUGUCGCCCCUGUUUGUGGACGGGUUACUAGGGGAGCCGGGGGAGGAGACUCUCAUUAUGACGUAAGUCAACUUUAUUUACCCAAUUUUGAAUGAGAGCGAGACAGUAAGGGAAAACUCAGAGCCGAAAGUGGUGGAUGCAGGAUUCAAACGUUGGCCCAAAAGUGUGCUGUAUGUGGUCCGUAUAGACGACGGUGCUACCACUACACCACACAGUAAAAUGAAAUCACGUCUGAUUGCAGAUAUACAGUAUGUUUGAUAUGUUAACAUAAUGAAUUGAGAUUGAAUGAACCGUAACCGUGAAAGAUGUGUUAACAUUAUGUGUGGGAGUUUGCUCGUAUCCAAACCCUGGUAGAAACGACAGCGCUGACUGCCCAUUUUCCUAACAUGAAUUGAAUAGAUCCCUCUCAAGGUCUAGCCUCACAAAACCAUCUGUCUCGGGAUUAUGAUCACAGAGACAUCAAUGGUGUUGGGAGACCGGCGACAGCAGAACACUCCAUUUGAAGAACAUGAGGAACAUCAUCAAAAAUAAAAUAGUCGAUGUCUAAAGGACCGAAGAGGAAAGUAGGGCUCUAAAAGUUCUUGCUGCAUUAUGUAGCAACAUUAACUCAAUCGUUUUAAGAAACAUGGCAUAUGAAGUUUUCUGUCUUUUCUAUAACUUCUUUCAUUCUAGAAUGACCCACUUAGCUAUACUACAUGAGAUGAUACUGCUCUUAUUUGACUUUUUGGUGUAAAACCUUGAGGGCUGCGGCAUAAGGUUUCCCAUAGCCCUUACAUCCGUGUUUUAUAACACCUGUCAUCACCAUAACUGAGUGACGGACAGACAGUUGACUUUGUAGUCAGCACCGCAACCGAAGGGUAGGCCACAGCUGCUGAGACUGGGAGAGGGAAGGACAGAAGUAGGGAGAGAGAGAGUUGAGGGGAGAGACUGAGACAGAUGAAGGGAAAGAGAGGGGGGGGGGGGACUUACAGAGAGACAGUGAGAGAGGAAGAUGGAAGGAAAAGAUAGGAGAAAUGACUUUCUCCCUGUAGGCCCAGAGUGCUAUACACUACUAUGAACCAGCUGAGACAGACAGGACUAUGGGAUAUGAUACUGUUAGGAGAUUGUUGACAGCCUACUACAGCUUUUCACAGAAAAAAAUCUAUGUUGUACUCGUUUUCUCUGCAUCUCAGUGUAUGGACACCUCAUUAUUUAUCAUUAGUUCAUUUCAGACCAUUUUCUUAUCAAUGAAUAAUGAUUUUACAGUUAGUGACAGUUAUGGACCAGCGCCUCAGUCCGUUAAUUGAUGGAUUGAUUGUGAUAAAUUUGUUGUAUGAUUAGCAGAGAUAGGAGGUAAAUUCCAGAAACACUCCCACCCAAUUUUCUCGGAGAAGUAAUUUUAUCUGAGACGUGUGAAUGUUCAUUUGAUGUGGUGUCAUAACCUUAAAUGUCUGUUGAAGUUUGUGUUGAAUCUGAGGGAAAGUGAUUGUAAAGUGAUUAAUUUAGAUUCCAUAGUAUACAUUCCAUUAGUUGCCAAAUGCCAUUUCUCUAAAGCUUUUAGUAAUAACUGUCAUGUUCGUCCAAGUCAAAGAAAGAAAAUAUCUUGACUCCUCGGUCUGACAACUGAGGGACUUCCUAAUAUGGGUGCUGUACCUGACACUCCUUAGUUUGUCUAGUGUUUUUCUCUCUGCCACCUUCUGUCACCCUAAUAAUUAUAACCAGACUUCUGUGUUUCAGUGUAGUGUACCUAUCAGUGUUCACAGCUGCUGUGGCUUUGCUAUCUGACAACCAGAUACCAGUGUACCUUUUCUGCUGCAGCUGUACGGUUCUUUGCUGUUUGCAGGAUCUUUGGCCACGUCAGUCACCGGUCAGAGUGGCAGCUGGUCAAGAUUGAUUUCAGGUCCAUCUUCAACCGGAGAUGUACAGAGGGGGACUACCAGACAUGGCACCUACACAACCGGGUAAUGGCACCUACAUAACUCUGUCUGCAGAAGAACUGGCUUCAGAGGCCUACCUCAGCCUUGUCAUUACAGCUUUGGACAGCUCCCAACAUGUAGCAUACUAGCAACCCCACUCUCAGUGCUUUAUGACCAAAGCACUUCCAUUGCAAGAAGUUGUGAGCACUUUAUAUCUUGCACUUACCUCUAUUUUGAAGUGUCACCCAAACUUUUAAGAUGGGGAUAGAACUUGUAACUCACUCAGACUUCUUCAAAAGGUGUCUAACGUUAGGAAAAUGUUAUUAAGUUAAAGCUGCAAUAUGUAACUUUUUGGGCGACCUGACCAAAUUCAUAUAGAAAUGUGAGUUAUAGAUCUGUAAUUCUCAUUGAAAGCAUGUUCUAUGUGCGCUAUUUCUAUGCUUCCCAUUCAUAAGUUUUGUUUUUGCGUCUUACUUACGAUUUUGUACACCAGCUGAAAAUACAAUAUUUUUGGUUAUGCAAAAUAUAUUUCAUAUGGGUUUAGAUGGUACACUGAUUCUCUACACUAUACUUGUCACAUAAACUAAAAUUAGGCCAGCUAUUAGAAAUUUAGCAACCAGGAAACGGUGGAGUGAAUUCUGCAUAAUGCAUCUUUAAACUGCUACAUUUUAAUUUUUGUCAAACUCUCUUAUCCAGGUUAAGUGCCUUGCUCAAGGGCACAUCGGCAGAUUGUUCACCUAGUCGUCUCGGGGCUUCGAACCAGUGACCUUUCGGUUACUGCCUCAACGCUCUUAACCGCUAGGCUACAUGCCACCCCUACUACUACAACGUGUGCUUUGGGACCAUUCCCACAAACCCCCAUCUCUUAUAAUUUACUUGAUAGAGAGGUCUAGAUAGACUGAGACCCUUGAUCAAAUGAAAUACUGUUUUGGCAUGCAGUGUACUGCUUGAUCACUCCCCUACAUCCACGCUCUGCUUUGUGUUGAGCUGUGGAGUGUGCGCUGGACAGGUGCCGGACGUUCCUCUCCCUUAGGCCCAAAAGCACUUAGGCAUACUGCCUCUAAUUCUUGCUGAUGUAUAUGUGUCUCUACAAUUCUCCUUAAAAAACACUGCAUACAUUUGAGGUAGAGCAUUCGCUCAGGCUCAAAUGUAUGCAGUGUUUCAUAAGUAGAGCCUAGACAGACCCAGAGUCAAACAUAAGGAUGAGACGGAGAGUGCUUCUUUAUUCUGACCAAGCUACCAUAAUUGACUCAAACACCCAUAUGAUUGGUUGGCCCUAAUGAUCAAAACAUAUAGCCAUGGAAGUGGACAACAGUCCAAUUCAAUUAUAGAGGUAAACAUUGGGCAGCAAGAAUAGAUUGGGAACUGGUCCAAAGGAAAGGCUGUGGUGUGUGUUUUUAAAGCAACAGUCUGUCAUAUCUGUCAUAUUUACCCUCAGCUUGCCAGACAAAGUGGCAGGGUAAGGUGUUGAAAUGGCAGAUUGUGGCUUUAAGACCAUUUGGACCCAAUCAGGCCAUUUGUGUUAUCACGUUGAACACCAGGGAUAUAUAGAGCUCUUACUGCUGAUAAAUGGAGAUUUAAGAUUGGAAGCAUCUCACUACUGACACCUAUUGGACCGACUAAGAAAGUUUCCCUGGAUUACUGUAGUCAAGCAAAGUAAAAACCCCACAUUCAGUGUGUAGAGAGAGAGAGAGAGAGAGAGAGAGAGAGAGAGAGAGAGAGAGAGAGAGAGAGAGAGAGAUACUCUGGAACACUUCUCCUCUAGCCUCCUGUUAAACCACCUGACUCUAUGAGAGAGAGAAUGGCAGAACCACCAACUCAAGCGAGCUGCAACAGCUUGUGUGUAGGAUACAUGAGAGAGAAGUGUUUUAAGUUUAACAUCGCUUAUCGCUAGCACACCACACAACAUGGUCCUCAGUGGGCAUCGAUGCAAAAUAAUCCCAUGUAAAGGAAAAAGCAACGGCAUGCCUUUUCACACACAGUAUGAUACAGAUAUGGUUCACCGCACUGCGGUAAAUUAUUGAUGACGAUGGGGUGAAAUAUAACAAAAACAACCCUUUUUCUCAGUUUUUUUUGUUUCAAUUCGUAAAAUAUAUCCACAGGGCGAGCCGUGCAUCAUGGGAGUGAAAAGAAUCUACAGGAAGUUGAAGCCCGUAGCCAGGUGCGUUAUGGGUAAGACGUACUCGGUGACGAUGACCUCGGCGCCCUGCGACUGCACAGAGGCCGACUUUGAGUGGUGAGUAGACAGAUGGGUCCCCGUUCACAUUAAGUACCCCUAAAUGAUGCAUAAGUAGGUACAGUGUAAAUACAAUGUAAGUAAACUGGCACACAAUAAACAUAGUAAACAUUACACAAGUUAAUGGUUUACUUGAAUGGAAUAGUGCUGAAAUAGAUCAAAUAACUGGAACUGGCUGAGGGUACUUGAGGAGAGACUCCAACACACUACUCGAACAUAAAAACACAUUAAGCAUUACAACUACUGCCUAAGCCGCCCUAUCAAUAUACCACUGGCAUAUGGAGUGGAGGAUGAAAAAAAGAGGUCUGGAAGUGAAGUUUGAAAAGAUAAGAGAUCACCGUCAUGGUGAAGCUCACUCCAGAUUAGAAUUGCAGAGGAGACUUAGCUGCUGGAUUCUCUUGGAGGCUGCCCCGGCUAAAUGGAAUGCAGUCAACUGCACCACUCCAAGCUGUGUGUGUGUUGAAGAAUGAAGGAAAAAGUACAGAGAGAGAGGAGGGUUGCCAGGAUCCAAGUUUGCAUGCUGAUAGGGAGUGGGAUAGGGAAGUGUGUGGGGGUGCGUGUGAAUGUGUGUGUGUCUUUCUCCUUGAAUGUCUGCCAUUGCUCUCCCCUACAAUGUCGUCAUACGUUUAAGAAACCAACUCUGUCACUGCUUUUGUGGCUUUCAGCUUUUGCCAGUGACUCUCUGUUCAUCAACGACACAUUUCCAAAGCAUAUUUGCUACAAACUUCACAAUCCAUUUCUUUGAAUGAUCUAUCAGUAUUAUUAAUGUUGCUUUUGUCAAUUCCCAAAUCCGUGGGCCCCUUGAGUGAGGCGUAAACUUGGAAUGCGUUUUAGUAAGAGACAAUUAAUCGUCGGGCUUAAUAGUGUUCAUUAACAAUCACAACAUUUCUGCAUCUGUGUGCAUGUCGGCCUAAUUGGGCCAAUUUGUUCCUAUCAUUUUGGGGACGCGCGUGCUGGCAACGUUGCCUUUUAAUUGUAGGACAAACAACACAGAGCUGUGUUUUUAGAAAACAAAAAAAGGCAUUUUUUUGUCAAAUCAGUUUGUUUGAGAUGUGUUUUCAGGCCCCAGUGCAGAGUCCCACCCCAAACCCUCAAAGACAAUUCCUCUAUAUCACAUUCAUCAAAUGUAUCAAAACAAACUUUGUAGAAUUUCACUCAACUGUAUUAAUGCAAUAAUUGUAGCAUAAACAACAUUGGCUGGGUUUGAAAAACUAAAAAGGCAAUAUUAUACAUUUUAUUACCAUUGAAAUACUUCAAUUAUUUUGACUCCAGGGUCACCAGUAUGAGUCAGUAAUUGAAUCACUUAUAAAAGUUUACUUUGUAGCGUUUCACUCGACUGUUUAUUUUGGUAUGAUCCAAACAUUACAGUGACUAUGGCUACGAGAGGCGGAGUGACGGCAAGUGCACCCCCGCCUUUUGGUUCCUCCCAUCGUCCAUGUCUAGAAGCUGUACCACAGGGACUACUUUCAUCAACAGCACUGGGUAAGCAGAUUAUCCCCAGCACUCUCAGUAGCCUCUUACAGAUGUUGGAUCUUAAUUUGAUCAGCCUGUUGCAGAAUAACUUUCCUGCAAUGCAGGAAAUGUAACACUUGUAGAGUAUUUGAGGUUUAAAAAGGCUUCUGAAGUUUGUUAUUUUCCCUUACAAAAAAUGUAUCAAGCCUUACAAAAAUGUCCAUUAGCCUUUUCCUGCAGUCAAUGACCAAAAGCUCAGUUUUCGGUCCCAUGGGUGAAUGUUAUUAAUAUUUUUCAUAAAAACAACAAAAAUCUGGUGUUUCUAUGUCGAACAUUUUUGGUAUAUUUCAGUCUUCUGUGAUGUAUAUGAAGAGUAAUUUUGGGAUGCAAACUCAAAAUGGAAUACAUUUAAACUCUAUAUCUGACAUGGUACAGGUGCCUUCCUUUUUUUAAAGCACAUAACCAUGUGUGUGAGAUGUGUGUGAGUAUACUCUUGUUUCAAAGUAGAUUUGUUUAAGACUACCAAUAAUGACUCUGUGUGACCCUGAUUUAGCCUACUGUAGUAAAAGGUUAAUUAAAAUCCACAUGAUAAUUCACAUUUCCUGUUGCUGCAGGAUUAUUUUCUGGCUCAAAUUAAGUUCCUACAUCUGUAUGUACACUCAUUCAUUAUUUAAUUAAAACUGACUGCAAAGGUAGACUUGGAAUAAGGAUAUUUCAAAUGACAGGACAUUAUUGUAAGAGAGUAUGUUCUCAGUAGCCAAGCUGCUUAAGUAAAGGUCGUUAUUUUCUAUGCUCAUGUAUCCAUCAGCAAAGCUUCUAACCGCAGUUGUGACCUAUGUACAUUCAGCUACAGGAAGGUUGUGUCCAAUAACUGCACAGCGGGAGUGAUAGCAGAGUACAUGGCCAGGAGGCAGCACUGUCCUACCCAGGCCCCCAAAGGCCUGCACCUCGUCACCAGUGAAGGAAAGCUGACAGCUACGCUGGGCACCAAUGUCACCUUCCUGGUGUUUCUUGAAGAGGUGAGCGGUGUUUCCUUAGGAGAAAUACAGUAACUGGCUCCCUGUUCAUUCAGACCGGGCACUGACUUUAACUCAGUAUGGUAAAAUGUAUGUCAACUCUCCACUUCUGUAAUAACAACAAAAUACUCUCUAUUCUAUUACUAUGCCAUUACAUCUUCAUAUAAAGUGUUACCAAAUAACAUUAUUUCAAACAUACUUACAGUAGCUAGUGUAAGAAUACCGUAUUUUUUUCUAUCCUUGAUGACUGUUACUUCCUGUAUAGGGAGACGGAGCCAGGACGAGCAUCAUGGUGGACUUCGGGGACGGUCACGCUCUGACCUACUCCAACGUGAGCUCCAUAGAGGAUGGGAUCAAGCACAUCUACAAGGCUGUGGGGAUCUUCCGUGUGACCGCUACAGGAGAGAACAGCCUGGGGUCGGAGAGCGUGGUGCUCUACCUCCAUGUCACAUGUGAGUCUGUCUCUCACUGUGACCAAAUCAUGGUCCUCAACCUCCAUGCUUCAUGUUUGGUCUUCAACCUUUAACAUGUGAGUGUAGUUAAAUACCUUAACUUACCUUACUUCAGUGUAGCCCGUAAUCUACAGACAUAUGAGUGAGGUAGUUAUACAAUCAAAUCAAAUGAAAUGUUAUUGAUCACAUACACAUAUUUAGCAGAUGUUAUUGCGGGUGUAGCGAAAUGCUUGUGUUCCUAGCUCCAACAUUGCAGUAGUAUCUAACAAUUCACAACAAUACACAAAUCUAAAAGUAAAAGAAUGGAAUUAAGAAAUAUAUAAAUAUUAGGACGAGCAAUGUCGGAGUGGCAUUGACUAAAAUACAGUAGAAUAGAAUACAGUAUAGACAUAUGAGAUGAGUAAAGCAGUAUGUAAACAUUAUUAAAGUGACUAGUGUUCCAUUAUUAAAGUGACUAGUGUUCCAUUAUUAAAGUGGCCAGUGAUUCCAUGUCUAUGUAUAUAGGGCAGCAGCCUCUAAGGUGCAGGUUUGAGUAACCGGGUGGUAGCCGGCUAGUGAAGGCUAUUUAACAGUCUGAUGGCCUUGAGAUAGAAGACAUACAAUUCUAACACACAAAAUUGUUCCUUUGCAAACAUUUACAGCAAGUGUUGUUUUUGUUUUACUUGCAUAGAAAAGUGUUUCCCAACCCUGGAGUACCCCCAACAGUACACAUUUACAUUGUAGCCCUGGACAAACACACCUCAUUCAACUCAUUGAGGGCUUGAUGAUUAGUUGACUAAUUGAAUCAGGUGUGCUUGUCCAGGGUUACAAUACAAAUGUUUUCUGUUGGGGGUACUCGAGGACCAGGGUUGGGAAACUGGCAUAGAACAUUACAUUUCUUAUCUGCUUGUGUAAUAUGUCAUGGUCCGAGAUCAGUGGAGAUGAAGGUAGCCUAAAUCCCAUUACAAUUCCAGUCAAGCCGAAGUCAUUUUCUCUAUAUAAUAGCUCUUCAGGGUACCUCCACUCUAACUCUAACAUGCAAGUCAUUCCCGUCUCCUCUGUGAUGACGGGGCUGACCACCCCCGGUGGUUUCGUGAGUGACAGAUGUAACGUAGUUGACUUAUUGAUCAGGGAGCUGUGGGACCUUGCAAUCUGUCCAUCUUGAUGUGCCAGCCGUUACAAAUGGGACCAGCCAGGACUCAGGAGUGCCAGGGAUGAAAAAUAACACACAGAUGGUGACCACAGCGUCCCAGAACGGACCAGAUCCUCUGAAUGCAGCUCACUUUUUUUUUGUUAUGUGCCUUCAAUUCAUAAGGGGCCCAGAGACGGAUACUCUGAAGUUUUCUGCUUACCUUAAUUUAAUUAGAGCCCCCAAAACUUUAAGGAGUCAAUCGGUUCACUGUAAUACAUUGCUCAAAAAAAUUAAGGGAACACUUAAACAACACAAUGUAACUCCAAGUCAAUCACACUUCUGUAAAAUCAAACUGUCCACUUAGGAAGCAACACUGAUUGACAAUAAAUUUCACAUGCUGUUGUGCAAAUGGAAUAGACAACAGGUGGAAAUUAUAGGCAAUUAGCAAGACACCCCCAAUAAAGGACUGGUUUUGCAGGUGGUGACCACAGACCACUUCUCAGUUCCUAUGCUUCCUGGCUGAUGUUUUGGUCACUUUUGAAUGCUGGCGGUGCUUUCACUCUAGUGGUAGCAUGAGACGGAGUCUACAACCCACACAAGUGGCUCAGGUAGUGCAGCUCAUCCAGGAUGGCACAUCAAUGCGAGCUGUGGCAAGAAGGCUUGCUGUGUCUGUCAGCGUAGUGUCCAGAGCAUGGAGGCGCUACCAGGAGACAGGCCAGUACAUCAGGAGACGUGGAGGAGGCCGUAGGAGGGCAACAACCCAGCAGCAGGACUGCUACCUCCGCAUUUUGUGCAAGGAGGAGCAGGAGUAGCACUGCCAGAGCCCUGCAAAAUGACCUCCAGCAGGCCACAAAUGUGCAUGUGUCUGCUCAAACGGUCAGAAACAGACUCCAUGAGGGUGGUAUGAGGGCCCGACGUCCACAGGUGGGGGUUGUGCUUACAGCCCAACACUGUGCAGGACGUUUGGCAUUUUCCAAAGAACACCAAGAUUGGCAAAUUCGCCACUGGCGCCCUUUGCUCUUCACAGAUGAAAGCAGGUUCACACUGAGCACGUGACAGACGUGACAGAGUCUGGAGACGCCGUGGAGAACGUUCUGCUGCCUGCAACAUCCUCCAGCAUGACCGGUUUGGCGGUGGGUCAGUCAUGGUGUGGGGUGGCAUUUCUUUGGGGGGCCGCACAGCCCUCCAUGUGCUCGCCAGAGGUAGCCUGACUGCCAUUAGGAACCGAGAUGAGAUCCUCAGACCCCUUGUGAGACCAUAUGCUGGUGCGGUUGGCCCUGGGUUCCUCCUAAUGCAAGACAAUGCUAGACCUCAUGUGGCUGGAGUGUGUCAGCAGUUCCUGCAAGAGGAAGGCAUUGAUGCUAUGGACUGGCCCGCCCGUUCCCCAGACCUGAAUCCAAUUGAGCACAUCUGGGACAUCAUGUCUCGCUCCAUCCACCAACGCCACGUUGCACCACAGACUGUCCAGGAGUUGGCGGAUGCUUUAGUCCAGGUCUGGGAGGAGAUCCCUCAGGAGACCAUCCGCCACCUCAUCAGGAGCAUGCCCAGGCGUUGUAGGGAGGUCAUACAGGCACGUGGAGGCCACACACACUACUGAGCCUCAUUUUGACUUGUUUUAAGGACAUUACAUCAAAGUUGGAUCAGCCUGUAGUGUGGUUUUCCACUUUAAUUUUGAGGGUGACUCCAAAUCCAGACCUCCAUGGGUUGAUACAUUUGAUUUCCAUUGAUAAUUUUUGUGUGAUUUUGUUGUCAGCACAUUCAACUAUGUAAAGAAAAAAAUAUUUAAUAAGAUUAUUUCAUUCAUUCAGAUCUAGGAUGUGUUAUUUUAGUGUUCCCUUUAUUUUUUUGAGCAGUGUAUAUAUUUGUAUACAAAUAUUAUGAAUGCAACUACAUUUUUUGUGCCUUCAUAUCAUAAGGGGCUACAAACUUACUUUGUGUAGUUAGUCAGUUCACUGUGAUGCAUUUUUAGGGCAGAUCAUUUUGAAUGCAACUUCAUCCAUUUCAGAAGAGGCCCCAAAACUUUGUGGAGUCAGUCGGUUGACUGUGAUGUAAUUGUGUUACUGAACACAACUCACUUUUUAUCGCCCCUUCAUUUUAUAAGAGGCCUCAAGACUUUGUGGAGUCAGUCUCAGUGGGUUCACUGUCAUGUAUUUUUGUGACUUUGAGUAGGUCAGCUGGAGUAUAUCCAUCUCUCCACUCCCUUUGUGGCGGUGAAGAGUAAGGAAGUCAACCUCACCGCUGUGCUGUGGCCUAGCCAAGUGGGAACAGUCACCUACAUCUGGUGGUUCGGAAAUAACAGUGAGGUAAGAUAAGAUACUUCAAUACUGCUGGGACUUGUAGUUUUAUUGUAUGCUCAUCCUUCACACUGUAAGAUAAAGAGACGUGAAGAAAGAUUUGUGCUAGAUUUACAAAUUAGAGCAGUAUUUGUCUGACUUAAUUCAGAAUUUGUUUUGUUUGGUUGGGCAACGAGUUUAGCUACUAAUGCAGCUGCUAGCUAUGCUAGUGCAUGAGAAAAUGUUCCAGAAUUAGCAUAUCUGAGCCAUUUCAAGAACAAAUGGAGAUGCGAGUAACUACAGAGAAACCUGUUCGUGUCACAUGGAACUCUCCGCGGACAGUUCUAUGCAGCACAGCUGCGAUCAUGGUUCCUUGGGGGGUGAUGUGGGUUGUGUUUAUGUGUGUGGCUGCCUGCCUGCCUCCCGGCUGACACCUCUGUAGUGUAAAUAGUGUCUGUGUGAGAUGUUAACAAGGUUGAUAAGGGCCUCCCAUGGGAACCCCCUUGCUCUCUCGCUCUUCCCCUCUCUCUCUCUCUCUCUCUCUCUCUCUUACUCUCUCUCCCCUCUCUUUCUCUUUGCAGCCGAUAAUCACCCUGGAAGGGAGCGUGGCGUGCACGUUCUCCCGGGAAGGCGUCAACACUGUCACCGUGCAGGUGUCCGCUGGGAACGCCAUCCUGCAGGACCGGAAAACCAUCGCUGUCCACGGUGAGCAGUGAGCACGGUGGUGGUGACGAUGACUACGCUGUUUUUUUGGUUUUGUUUUGUGUUGUAAACAGCCAUGUAUACUGCCAGAGGUUUGUUUCUAGAAGUUUACUUAGAGGAGUUGACUUUGUAGAUUUUAGUGCACUGGAGGUUGGCUAGUAAGUAUGACUCAAAGUAAUUGUUUACUACUCAUUAAUUUGACACAUUUGUUAUUUGAGACAAUGCAAUAGGACAGAAAUAGAAAAGCAUCGUCAUCAGCUGAUCAUCAUACACUUGUCACUGAUUGUUAGUUUUUUCUCUGUGUAGAAUAUUUCAGGUCACAUCUACUAGCCUUCUCAUCUAACCUGGAUGACCACAACCCCGACGUGGCCGAAUGGAGACUGGACGUCAGCAGAGUCAUCAAGAACACCAUGGUUCAGGUGAGUGGUCCUCGUAUCUAACUGUAUAUUACAGACACACACAGACACACACAGACACACACACACACACAUACACACACACACACAGACACACACAGACACACAGUAUAUACUGAGCAGAAAUAUAAAUGCAACAUGCAACCAUUUCAACGAUUUUACUGAGUUACAGUUCAUAUAAGGAAAUCAGUCAAUUCAAAUUAAUUAAUUAGGCCCUAAUCUAUGGAUUUCACAUGACUGGGCAGGGGCACAGCCAUGGGUGGGGCUGGGAGGGAAUAGGCCCACCCACUUGGGAGCCAGGCCAACCCACUGGGGAGCCAGGACCAGCCAAUCACAAUGAGUUUUUCCCCACAAAAUGGCUUUAUUUCCCCCCCACACACACACACCUCAAACGAUCCCGCAUGUAAAGAAGUCAGAUGUGGAGGUCCUGUGCUGGCGUGGUUACACUUGGUCUAUGGUUGUGAGGCCAGUUGGACUUACUGCCAAAUUCUGUAAAACGAUGUUGGAAGCAGAUUAUGGUAGAGAAAUUAAGAUUCAAUUCUCUUGCAACAGCUCUGGUGGACAUUCCUGCAGUCAGCAUGCCAAUUGCACGCUCCCUCAGAACUUGAGACAUCUGUGGCAUUGUGUUGUGUGACAAAACUGCACAUUUUAAAGUGGUCUCUUAUUGUCCCCAGCACAAGGUGCACCUGUGUAAUGAUCAUGCUGUUUAAUCAGCUUCUUGAUAUGCCACACCUGUCAGGUCAAUGGAUUAUUGUAGCAAAGGAGCACUAACAGGGACGUAAACACAUUUGUGCACAAAAGUUGAGAGAAAUAAGAUUUUUGUGCAUAUGGAAAAUGUCUGGGAUUUUUUAUUUCAGCUCAUGAAACAUGAGACCAACACGUUUAUAUUUUGGUUCAGUGUAUUUAGUCUGUGGCCCUCUUUACAAUACAUCCUCUGUGACCUCAGGUUGCGACUGAGAUGAAUCUACGGUUUAUGAUGUUAAAUGACAAGGGAAAAUUACUUCAAGUACAUUCUAAAUUGCUGUUGCACUGCCUUCCCUGUCACAUUGAACUCUGGAAUUGCUGGUCGCCUGUGAGUUCAGGGUCGUAUUUGUGGAGGCCAUACAUGUACAAAUAAAUCUCACUGAACGUCUGAUUGUCAUGGUUUAGUGAAGUUAGACCCAGCUGGACUGUAGCUCCGAAUGUACUCAACCGUCAGUGUGAGGGACAUACACUACAUUAACAAAAGUAUGUGGACACCUUCUCGCCAAACGUCAUAUUCCAAAAUCAUGGGCAUUAAUAUGGAGUUGGUCCCCCCUUUGCUGCUAUAACAGCCUCCACUCUUCUGGGAAGGCUUUCCACUAGAUGUUGGAACAUUGCUGCAGGGACUUGCUUCCAUUCAGCCACAAGAGCAUUAGUGAGGUCAGGCACUGAUUUUGGGCGAUUAGGCCUGGCUCGCAGUCAGCGUUCCAAUUCAUCCCAAAGGUGUUUGAUGGGGUUGAGGUCAGGGCUCUGUGCAGGCCAGUCAAGUUCUUCCACACCGAUCUCGACAAACCAUUUCUAUAUGGACCUCGCUUUGUGCACGGGGGCAUUGUCAUGCUGAAACAGGAAAGGGCGUUCCCCAAACUGUUGCCACAAAGUUGGAAGCACAGAAUCGUCUAGAAUGUCAUUGUAUGCUGUAGCAUUAAGAUUUCCCUUCACUGGAGCUAAGGGGCCUAGCCCGAACCAUGAAAAACAGCCCCAGACCAUUAUUCCUCCUCCACCAAACUUUACAGUUGGCACUAUGUAUUGGGGCACGAAGCGUUCUCCUGGCAUCCGCCAAACCCAGAGUCGUCCGUUGGACUGCCAGAUGGUGAAGUGUGAUUCAUCACUCCAGAGAACACUUUUCCACUGCUCCAGAGUCCAAUGGCAGCGAGCUUUACACCCCUCCAGCUGAUGCUGCUCGGCCAUGGAAACCCAUUUCAUGAAGCUCCUGACGAACAGUUCUUGUGCUGACGUUGCUUCCAGAGGCAGUUUGGAACUCUGUAGUGACUGUUGUAGCCGAGGACAGACGAUUUAUACGCGCUACGUGCUUCAGCACACACCGGUCAUAUUCUGUGAGCUUGUGUGGCCUACCACUUCGCGACUGAUCCGUUGUUGCUCCUAGAAGUUUCCACUUAACAAUAACAGCACUUACAGUUGACCAGGGCAGCUUUAGCAGGGCAUAAAUUUGACGAACUGACUUGUUGGAAAGGUGGGAUCCUAUGACGUUGCCACGUUGAAAGUCACUGAGCUCUUCAGUAAGGCCAUUCUACUGCCAAUGUUUGUUUAUGAAGAUUGCACGGCUGUAUGCUCAAUUUUAUACACCUGUCUGCAACAGGUGUGGCUGAAAUAGCCUAAUCCACUAAUUUUAAGGGGUGUCCACAUACUUUUAUAUAUAUAGUGUACUUCAAAUCCACACAUGACAUGUUGGGUAGACAUUGUAGUAUCCACAAAAUGUAUUGAAUUGCUCAUACUAUUCAGUAUAUUUGAGAACGGAAAUAUUUGAUUCAAACAGCUCCGGACCUGAGUAGUAUGAUAAUUUCAGAUCUAAGUCUCAUUGAUGUUUGUAAUAAUGUAUCACAGUAAGUAUUUCAGCAAUGUAUCGCAGUCACACUAAUUACAACCAUCCAGACAAUUCCUAUUUUUCAAUGCCACUGCUUUCCUCUUUGAUGAUGUGCUUAAUGACAUGAAAAGCGAUCUAGUCUAGUCCUAAUGGUUGAUGGGGAAUUCUUUCUGUUAUUCUUCCCUUUCCUCUUCAUCUUCCUCCUCUCCCUCUCCAUCUCCCUCCUCCUCCUCUUCUUCCCCUCCCUCCUUUUCCUAUUCCCCUUCCUCUCCCAACUCCUCUUCCUCAUCCUACCCCUCUCCCUUCUCAUCUCUCUCUUCUUCCUCUCCCUCCUCCUCAUCUUCCUCUAGGCCACGGGGAUGAGCCCGGAGCGGCUCCUUGUCACCGUCCUACCUGGGUUGCCCACGGCAGCAGAGUUUUUCAUCCUGCCAGACAAAGAGUUAACGGAGGGCAAGCCAGAGAAGAACUCAGCUCAUUUAGACCAGGUAUGAUUGAUUAAAUAACAGGCAUGUUGUGUCAGUUGAAACAUAGACAUAACAUAUUAUUGGCCUUAGCCUUAUUCAAAUGCAUGAUAUAAAGGCUUAUUCAUGCUUAUAACAGGUUAAAAAAGCAUUAUACCUGUCAGUUAAUUAUUACCAAAAUGGGUAUCUGACAACUAAGUUUCCAUUAUUUCCAUAAAAGUAAACCAUAAAAUUGAAUGCAUUAAGUUCCUAUAUUGAUUAAUGCCAGAUGUUUGAGUUGGGAGUAGGAGCAUACUUUUAUGAGUUAUUUUGGCAUAUACUGUACUUACUCUGAAUUAUCACUGAAUGACAUUUGGAGCUAUAUUUUAGGAGGAUAUUACUCUGCUUGUUGGAUGUUUGGGUUUGACAGCUAAGCACUUGUUUUCUUGCACCAACAUGUUCGCCAUCUGUUGAUUUUCUUGUCAUUCCAUUUGGCAUAAUUUAGAGGUCUCCACUGAACUAAACAUGAGUAGGCUUAGAAAUAUUCAUUUUUCUAACAUUCUUCACUAAUACAUAGCUGUGUUAGUCUAUACUGCUACAUGGUCUGAAAACAUGCUGAGUUCAUCGUUUCUCCAGUAGAUGUCAAUAUUGUCCACAGAGGCUUACACAUGCGUGCGCGCACACACACGCGCCCCCACUCGCACGUGCGCGCACACACACACACACACACACACACACACACACACACACACACACACACACACACACACACACACACACACACACACACACACACACACACACACACACACACACACACACACACACACACACACAGAAUAUCAACUAGCCUCAUCAAUAAGUGUGACAAGCUUUCAAAAGUCCUCACUGGGGACGGCUUUACUGUAGAUUACCCCGAGUCAUCUCUAUGUGAGGGGGCGGAGUUGCAGUCUUUCACAGGAAUAAACCCAGACAAAGAUAGUGUCUCUGCUGAUACUGGCUUCUGAAUCACCUGCAGGUAUCAAGAUGUACUGAAUUAGCUCCAAGGCCCAUAUAAGAGAUAAUGGAUGAUCAUUAAAAAUAUCUGAAUAGAAUAGAACCAGGAAGAAAUUAAUUGUAUUUUCCCCUCCUCAAAUCUGCCUUAUUGCCUGGGUAUGGCAAGACCCUUCUCACUCAAGCCCCGCCAAUACAUCUUUAUUCAAGGUUUGCAUCUUGAAAGUCUAAUGUACGGGUGUGCUUAUUGGAAUGUAUAAUAGAUUUAGUGACCGCGAAAAAGUAAUUAUUCAUAGCUAUAGUCUAAUUUUAAACUUGGUAAGAAAUAUAAAAGCGGGAAGGAAUGUGAAGGACUGGGAGAAACUACUCAUAUCACAAUUCAUUUGGUAAAUGAGGCAGAUAAAAUUAAUGAAGCCUAGCAAAGAAAUAAAAUGGAUUCCGCAGGGAAAAGGGAAUUUGUUUAGCCAGGGUCUUUCUAUGCAUGAAGUGCAUACAUAUUCUCUGUUUUAGUCUUUGGCCCGAAUGCAAAGUCAAAAGGAUACAACUUUGUUAAAUGACAUAUCUGACCUAAUGUGUUACAGUUUAGAUUUAUAAUUGGUACAAAUCAUAAUUUGUGUGAUUGAUAUCAUAUGGACAGUAUAGUUCAGGGGAUUAUGCCCGGACUAGAUUGGAAGCAUCAUGAAAUGUAACACUGUAUUCCAGCUGCAGCCUCUAGGUCAGGGUGAUACAUCUGAUUUAUGUCCAAACUGCACGUUCUCGGUGCAAAAGGUUACUUGUCGCUCUAAAAACCGGAGUAAAAGCAAGGUUUUUCAUCAAAUAGGCUCUACAUUAUGUAUUAAAUUGGUGAGAACCUGCACGGAUUCAUCCAUAGAUAUUUCACUUUAACUGGGUUUCUGGGUGGAGGGAGGGUGCAGUGAAUUAACUAAGGUUUCAGUGAGCCGUGGGGUGUGUAGUAUCAGCCAUUGGUUGUGGGUAUCAGUAAGUAUGUGGUGGAAAGAUCUGCCUCAGCAUGGUAUGCAUGAGAAGAAACUCAUUCUGAGACGAACCAAUAAUGUGACUAGAGUGGUUAUACACUGCUGAAAACAAUAAAGGGAACACUAAAAUAACACAUCCUAGAUCUGAAUGAAUGAAAUAAUCUUAUUAAAUAAUUUUUUCUUUACAUAGUUGAAUGUGCUGACAACAAAAUCACACAACAAUAAUCAAUGGAAAUCAAAUUUACCAGCCCAUGGAGGUCUGGAUUUGGAGUCACACUCAAAAUUAAAGUGGAAAACCACACUACAGGCUGAUCCAACUUUGAUGUAAUGUCCUUAAAACAAGUCAAAAUGAGGCUCAGUAGUGUGUGUGGCCUCCACGUGCCUGUAUGACCUCCCUACAACGCCUGGGCAUGCUCCUGAUGAGGUGGCGGAUGGUCUCCUGAGGGAUCUCCUCCCAGACCUGGACUAAAGCAUCCGCCAACUCCUGGACAGUCUGUGGUGCAACGUGGCGUUGGUGGAUGGAGCGAGACAUGAUGUCUCAGAUGUGCUCAAUUGGAUUCAGGUCUGGGGAACGGGCGGGCCAGUCCAUAGCAUCAAUGCCUUCCUCUUGCAGGAACUGCUGACACACUCCAGCCACAUGAGGUCUAGCAUUGUCUUGCAUUAGGAGGAACCCAGGGCCAACCGCACCAGCAUAUGGUCUCACAAGGGGUCUGAGGAUCUCAUCUCGGUACCUAAUGGCAGUCAGGCUACCUCUGGCGAGCACAUGGAGGGCUGUGCGGCCCCCCAAAGAAAUGCCACCCCCACACCAUGACUGACCCACCGCCAAACCGGUCAUGCUGGAGGAUGUUGCAGGCAGCAGAACGUUCUCCACGGCGUCUCCAGACUCUGUCACAUCUGUCACAUGUGCUCAGUGUGAACCUGCUUUCAUCUGUGAAGAGCACAGGUCGCCAGUGGCGAAUUUGCCAAUCUAGGUGUUCUCUGGCAAAUGCCAAACGUCCUGCACGGUGUUGGGCUGUAAGCACAACCCCCACAUGUGGACGUCGGGCCCUCAUACCACCCUCAUGGAGUCUGUUUCUGACCGUUUGAGCAGACACAUGCACAUUUGUGGCCUGCUGGAGGUCAUUUUGCAGGGCUCUGGCAGUGCUCCUCCUGCUCCUCCUUGCACAAAGGCGGAGGUAGCGGUCCUGCUGCUGGGUUGUUGCCCUCCUACGGCCUCCUCCACGUCUCCUGAUGUACUGGCCUGUCUCCUGGUAGCGCCUCCAUGUUCUGGACACUACGCUGACAGACACAGCAAACCUUCUUGCCACAGCUCGCAUUGAUGUGCCAUCCUGGAUGAGCUGCACUACCUGAGCCACUUGUGUGGGUUGUAGACUCCGUCUCAUGCUACCACUAGAGUGAAAGCACCGCCAGCAUUCAAAAGUGACCAAAACAUCAGCCAGGAAGCAUAGGAACUGAGAAGUGGUCUGUGGUCACCACCUGCAGAACCACUCCUUUAUUGGGGGUGUCUUGCUAAUUGCCUAUAAUUUCCACCUGUUGUCUAUUCCAUUAGUUAUACUAUUUAAUGAUACUGCCAGAUGUCUUUAUUCUGUCUCUUAUACGGUGAAGUGUUUUGAGAUGUUUUAUGCAGUUUAGAUACAGUUGGAUUUGAUUUAGUGUUGAUCUAUAGACUAGCGGUUAAAAGCGUUGGGACAGUAACCGAAAGGUUGCUGGUUCAAAUCCCCGAGCCGACUAGGUGAAACAUCUGUUGAUGUGCCCUUGAGCAAGGCACUUGACCCUAGUUGCUCUGGAUAAGAAGCUAAAUGUAAAUGUACUCUCAUAGAUCUCUGCUAUAAAAAGUUCCAAUAAGUUGAUUUAGAAAUCUUAAUACUUUAAUUAUGUCAAUCGAUGCGCAUAUACUUUUUUAAAUUAAUGUUUUUUGUCGUGUUUGUCUCUCCCUCUCUAGCUCUCUGAAAUCUUGCUUAGCGCCCUCAACCAAAACCUGGUCCAGUUCACCCUUCGGCCUGGGGUCCAGGUCACAGUAUAUGCUGCACAUUUGUCAGCAGGUAAGUGUCUGCAUCUCUUCGAAAACAAAUACCUACAUUUUGGUUGUGUUUGCUAGGUGUAUUGAGGAUAACAGGGUAUUUUUAAUGAGUAUGUAGAUAGAUAGAGAUAGUUCUAGAUAGAAAUAGAGAGCCAGGGCCUGUAUUCAAUAAGUGUCUCAGAAUAGGACUGCUGAUCUAGGAUCAGUUUUGCCUUUUAGAUCAUAACAAAUAAGAUUAUAUGGAAAGGAAGGACCUGAUCCUAGAUCAGCACUAACUAACACCCCCCAACCCUGUUGUCUGAUUGGCUCCCAUCAUGUAGCUACACAGAGACAUUCAGAGAGUGAGCAUCGUUACAAGUGUGUGUGCCUCUUCCUUUUGGGGAUGCUGCUACUGUCCUAGGGGCUUAUAAGAUAAAGAGUAAGAGAAGUCAAUAAAUACUUACCGUAUGAAAAACUUAAUCACAAUGCAAUUUCAUAUUUUUUUAUUAAUUAUUUUGUUAUAUUUUGUAUUUUAUGAAUUAGUAGGUGUCACUUUUCAUGUUGAUUUCUUAAACGCAUGAUUUACUUGUUCUCUAUAGAAACUGUUUGGAAUUCAAUGUAUACUGUACUGUGUGACUCUUGUCUCCCACCUCUACAGCGCCCCUAGUGGACACGAGUGAGAACCACAGCGGCUCGGCCAUGCUGAUGCUGCUGUCGGUUGUGGUUCUGGGUUUGGCGAUAUUUGUCGUCUACAAAUUCAAAAGGUACAGUGCUCAUGAUAUGCUGUAGAGAUGAUCUCUAUAACCCAUAUCUGGUUGUAAGUUGCCAGGACGUUGGGAGAAUGUUACUAACCAAGUGGGAGAGUUCAUGAGUGUUGACGAAACAUUUUGAGUGAGCUAUGAUCUCACUGUUCGACUAGGGUCUAAUACCUCUUCUGACACAAAUUGUGAGCUAUGAGCUACAGUAUAAUUAUGGUUAUACAUCAGAAAGAACAUUGGUGGAAAGUUACUAACCAAAUGGGAGUUACUGAGUGUCUAGACAUUUGGCAUUUAACAAAAAUACUGUCUAUCAAACGUCUGUGUGAAAACAUAGCGUACACCUCCAGUUUCAAGGGAGAAAUGGCAUUUCUCUCAACGUUCUUAGAAUCCUUUUGUCGAGGCAUUCUCUCUGUACGCAAAUGAAAUGCCAGUCAGCCUUCAGGCAUUAUCAAUAUUUAGCCCUUUGAGCUUUGCUAGUUGACCUUUCUGAAAUGUUAAAUUAUUUCCGUCCACCAAGGUACAGUUCUGUGUGAAAAGGGCAGGAGGGGUCAAUGAGACAAGAUCUAUAGAAAGAAAGAGAAGAGAGAGAGAGAGCGAAACAACACAUAUGUCUUAGAAAAUAAAUGUGUUUAUACAGUAGAAUGUGUAAUUGCCUUCCUUUUUUAAUAAUAUUUUUUUCCCCCUUUUUUUUUUUAACAGCAAAUACAAACAUACACAUACGAACAACUUACAGAUACACACACAACGACUACAUCUCCUCUGCCCAGACCCUCUGACUUCCAAAGACAUACAGUAUAAUCUUUUUUUGCAUACAAAUAUAUACAAAAUUAUAUAUAAGGCCGGAAGCCAACAAAACAAAACAAUUAAGUCAACUGGGUAUAUCACCUGGGAGCGGCUACACAUUAUUGGGUUGUAAAGAGGAGUAUCAGAAUUAUUUGGUCCCCGAGGCAGGCAAUGCAACAUCCCUCUCCCAUUUUAUUAGCCUGGCGAACUUCUUUAUCCCCCGUCUCAUUGUAAAUCUUUCCUCAAGGAAGAUCCCAGGCCUCAACGUCUAUGCACAGAUGCAGAACGAAAAAGAACAAGAAAUGAUACCAAGUCCAGUAAGUCUGACGGAAAGCACCCUGGUGUCCCCGAACACUCCGAGGGAGCUGGUGACUUCUCCGGAGCUUAUGGACACCGAGUUGAACACACGGCCCAUCGGUGAGUGACUACGCCACUUUUAUUACAUUUGUAUUUUUCCUUUAUAUAUAUAUUUUAAAAAAAUAGUUUCUAAGUCUAGUACUACUAAUUUCAUUUCAAUUUUACUGCAAUUUCUUAUCAUAUAAUUUCAUUUCGUUCCAUCACUUUCACAUACUAGAUUGGUUGCCGUGAACCUAAGCUUUUGUGUCAUUCACAGAGACUUCCACUAAGGUUUUGAUUAAUAAAUUGAUAGCCCCAUUCCACUCAAGGUUUCAGCAAGAGCCUCAUUCAUUGUGGAGAAAUGUGACUUAACUCAUACUGACUGGAAUGUCUUCUGACAUCUUUCCUCAUGUCUCUGUCUCCCAUAAUUUUCUCCUUUAAAAGGAUGCAUCAAACCUCACGCACAUGUCAAGUUCUCAAAUGAACUCCCCACGUACAUCAACAUUUAAAAACUCUGGACAACUCCGAAAACAGCAACUCCAUUCUGUGUCAUGGACUUUUUUAACCAUUUGAGCAGACACAAUGGUUUUGAGCUUUAUACCUGUGCAUGUUGGACUUUACUGACUUUGCUGGCUCUGUGAAAACCAGAAGAAACUGUAUACAGGUUUUUAUUUUAUACAUAAUAUAUGUCUAUCCAAUAAAAAAUAAUUUUUGAUUAAAUGUAUUUAUACAAAGUCAAGUAUGUAACUAGAAAUGGAAAGCCAGCAUGAACUAAAGAAAAACAUACAUAAAAAACCACACUCUUUUGGUUAGCUUCCUGUAAGUGUCUUACAUCCUUUUGUGCUACUGUGUGUCGCUAACAGCGGUGGCACGCUAUUUAUUCCUAAGAAUAUACUUUAAAGUAUAUAAUUAAAUUUAAAGUCACAUUUAUUUUGUAAAUCAUGAAUGUCUGUUUGAUAUUUGUGUAUUUUAAUAACAAAUUACCAAACUAAACAGAAAAACUAUAUCAAUUAUUAAUACAACCAUUUUGUUUCCGUUCGCUGUCUCAUGGAAAGCUGAUUAUGGCACAAUACACUUUUGUACUGAAAUGUUUUGUUUUUGCUUACAAUGUAAUAAGUCAAAGACAGAUACAGGGUUUGGUUGUCUCUCUUGAUUUGGUGAUUUUAUUGAACUUUGCUCUUAAUCUUUACACUACGAGCUAUAUUUAACAAGAAACACUAGUUGUAUGACACUUUGUUUUUUCCCCAAUGUAAUAGCUUGCCUGAGAACCAUGGUGCUAGCUUGCUACCAUGAUAGGGACUUCAAGAGAAGCCAAUGUAGAUUAAAUAACUUUUCAGUUCCCUCUGACACCAUGCAUUAAUUAUACCUGAUUUCAUAGAAGAGAAAUGGGCAAAAGACAGUUCUUUGGGGGGCACCAAAAUCAGUCAACGUUUUCUCAAAGUAACCUUUUUUUCCUGAAAUUAUCUGAGGUCCCAAUUUGGAGGUUGCAAAAGUUAAAAUGAAAUCCAGCUGCUUUAAGAUGAAAUAUCAAGUGGAGCGUUCAGAGCGAAAAAAGAGUGGACUGCUUUUUAGUACAAGGCACACCAGGGCAUUGAAAUGGGGAGAACAGAACAGAACUGGAAGUCUAGUUUGGGAAUUUAGUUAAUGCAGCCAGUCAAGCUCAAGGCUGGUUAAGGUUGGUGACACAUUUAGGCUAAUGUCCCCCAGUCUCGGCCCCGUAUUCUCCAUCUCCAUAGCUUAUUAUACCCCCUUUCAAGAACCAAAGGAAGUGGAGCGCAGACAGUACGGGAAGAUGGGGUACAUGGAUGGUUAACUUGUUUUGAGAAGCAGGGUUAGACGCAGUCGAACCCCGAAGUGCUUCACAUGUGGAAUCUGACAGACGUGAUUGUUUGAUUGAUGGAAAUUGAAUUUCGGAAGGCACUUCUUAUUGUCCUUGUCGUUCUGUAGAGACAGUUAUGGAGGGGAAAUGUUGAUAGUUUUGGAAGCUUCAUAUAACCAUUAUUCUACUGUAGCUGGACAGUGAUGCUAAAAUAUUCCAAAUGACUUGAACUAUGUAGCAUACAUCUUGUAUACACACACAUGCACACACGAACAACCCACCCACCAACACACAACCUAGAAUGUAAAUCGAGAAAGAAACAGGACAAUGUUCGUGUCUAUGACCUUAGAAAAGAGAGGCCUUUUCAGAUGGAUAUGGACUAGAUACAUCAAUGUACUGUAUUGUAUGAAUUCAGAUGUAAUUUACUAACUCAUAUUGUUACAUUGCUAUCUUCCCAUAGUGUUUCAUAAGAAAGCGUCUUAGAUAUUUCAGUAUAAAAAAACAGCCCUUCCUCCAGUUUAAACAUGUAUAUUUGAGGCUGCAUGCUAGUACUUUUUUAAAUAACAAACCUGAUUUAAUCUUCUGUUAAUUUUUUUGGUAUAUUUUACUUACAAAUUGACAAGAACAUAGGCUAUUUCCACUCAGAAAGACUAAAGAAUAAAGUUGCUAUUAUUUUAUGUAUAUGAAAAACUAUGACAUUGUAGCAGCUUUUGGCUAUUGUUUUCACAAAUGACUGGUUGAACUACAGAAUAUAUAACUCCAGCAGAACAGCAGGAAACUCUAGCAAUAUGACUCUAAAUUUACUCCUGAUUAUCAUCACAUUAAAGGAUUUAAGAGACUUUUCUGAGUGAAUGGUCUCUUUAACAUAAGUCUUCGAAUAACAAGCUUUGCGUGCUCCAUGUAAGUAUUUUUACCUAUAGAACAUUGGCGGAGCUCUCAGAACCACCCCUUAGGCAAUAUUCAGCUGAGAAGGAUUCCACCGGCCCACACUGGCUCAAGUUAAGCACCUUCUGCCUUUGAAUCCUUCAGGUUCACAAAUGGAGGCGGACAGGUGGAAACUUCCUUGAAGCUCCACAGGCGAGUCAUAGGGAAACUCUGGCCCGGGAUGUUAAGACAUAUUGUGAUGUCACAGGACAGGAUGUUAUAACAUACUGUCAUGUCACAGGACAGGAACCCAAGGUGUGGGCUGGGCUCUAUACGAACGACAGACUAGUUAGAGCAAGAGAUGGCAUGUCCAGUUCUGAACAGCCUGAAUGUCUUGUUUCUAAAGCAGUCCUAAUAUGGACACCGUAAAACCCUUGUUUCACAUCUGAAACAAGGUCUGAUUUCUACCAGUGAAACCAGCAGUGUGGUAUCCAUUUUAGGACAGUAUCCAGGUGUGUGAAGGCAUUAAAAGGAAACCAGCAGACACUCAUGCCUCACGAGGACUGGAUUUUGUUCAUCCCUAAACUAUGACUUCGCUCUCUUCCCCCCAUAGAGUUAGUGAGAUUAUUUUUGUAGACAGAGUUUUAUUACUGUAAAGCUUUUAUAUAAAAAUACAAAAGUUUAGGUGUACAAUGUUUUUUGUUUUGACCUUAACUGUGCUGUGUGUAAUUGUUUUAUGCAUUUACAAUCAUAUUUAUUAAAUGGAAAGAAAGUUGAUGUUAAC